UUCGGGCCGCGGGGCCUUCUGGGAGGUGCUGUGUAGCCGAACGUCCGUUGGGAGGCGGGCGUGGGGGUAUAGUUCGGCGUUACCGGCACCUGGCCCGGGCCUUCCUGCGGGUCGCCUUCGCCUGGCCUCUCAGAAACUGCGCACUAGAUGCGCAUUCGGGCGUUUCCGGCAGCUUGGCAUUAUCUGGACUGUGCCCUUUUUGAGGAAGAAGAGGAUAUGACUAGUUCUCUGGAAGAGGAUAUGACCAGUUCUCUUGAAACAGUAACAUUUAAGGAUGUGGCUGUGGACCUCACCCAGGAGGAAUGGCAACAAAUGAAACCUGCUCAGAGGGACUUGUACCGUGAUGUGAUGCUGGAGAACUAUAGCAACCUAGUCACAGUGGGCUAUCAAGUCACCAAACCAGAUGUGAUCUUCAAGUUGGAGCAGGAGGAGGAGCCAUGGGUGGUAGAAGAGGAAAUAUUUGGAAGACACUAUCCAGAAGUUUGGGAAGUUGAUGAACAGAUCAAGAAGCAACAGGAAACACUUGUGAGGAAAGUCACAUGCAUCUCCAAGAAAACUCUAAUAAAGGAAAAUGUCAUUGAAUGUAAAAAAGUUGCCAAGAUAUUUCCUCUGAGCUCAGACAUUGUUACUUCAAGACAAAACUUCUAUGAAUGUGACUCUCUUGAUAAGGGUUUUGAACAUAAUGUAGAUUUACUUAGUUAUGAGAAAGGCUGUAUAAGAGAGAAAAGCUAUGAGUGUAAUAAGUAUGAGAAACCAUUUUACCAUUGCUCAUCCCAUCUUGUAACCCCCUUUAAGUGUAAUCAUUGUGGACAAGACUUUAGUCAUAAAUUUGACCUCAUCAGACAUGAGAGAAUUCACGCUGGAGAGAAACCCUAUGAAUGUAAGGAAUGUGGAAAAGCUUUCAGCAGGAAGGAAAAUCUUAUUACACAUCAAAAAAUUCAUACUGGAGAAAAACCAUUCAAAUGUAAUGAAUGUGGAAAAGCUUUCAUUCAGAUGUCAAACCUCAUUAGACACCAGAGAAUUCAUACCGGAGAGAAACCUUAUGCAUGUAAGGAUUGUUGGAAGGCCUUCAGUCAGAAAUCAAAUCUCAUUGAACAUGAGAGAAUUCAUACUGGAGAGAAACCCUAUGAAUGUAAGGAAUGUGGAAAAUCCUUCAGCCAGAAGCAAAAUCUUAUUGAGCAUGAGAAAAUUCAUACUGGGGAGAAACCUUAUGCAUGUAAUGAAUGUGGUAGAGCUUUUUCUCGAAUGUCAUCUGUUACCCUACAUAUGAGAAGUCACACAGGGGAGAAACCUUAUAAGUGUAAUAAAUGUGGAAAAGCCUUCUCUCAGUGCUCAGUAUUUAUUAUACAUAUGAGAAGUCAUACAGGUGAGAAACCCUAUGUAUGUAGCGAAUGUGGGAAAGCUUUCUCUCAAAGUUCAUCCCUUACUGUACAUAUGAGAAAUCAUACAGCUGAGAAACCCUAUGAAUGUAAUGAAUGUGGAAAAGCCUUCAGCCGGAAGGAAAAUCUCAUCACACAUCAGAAAAUUCAUACUGGAGAGAAACCUUAUGAAUGUAAUGAAUGUGGGAAAGCUUUUAUUCAGAUGUCAAACCUCAUUCGACACCAGAGAAUUCAUACUGGUGAAAAACCCUAUGCAUGUACAGUAUGUGGGAAAGCCUUUAGUCAGAAAUCAAAUCUCACUGAACAUGAGAAAAUUCACACGGGAGAGAAACCCUAUCAUUGUAAUCAGUGUGGAAAAGCUUUCAGUCAGAGGCAGAACCUCCUUGAGCAUGAAAAAAUUCAUACUGGAGAGAAACCAUUUAAAUGUAAUGAAUGUGGUAAAGCCUUCUCUCGAAUCUCUUCCCUUACUCUUCAUGUCAGAAGUCAUACAGGGGAGAAACCCUAUGAAUGUAAUAAAUGUGGAAAAGCCUUCUCUCAGUGCUCGUUACUUAUUAUACAUAUGAGAAGUCACACUGGAGAGAAACCCUUUGAAUGUAAUGAAUGUGGGAAAGCAUUCUCUCAAAGAGCAUCCCUUUCUAUCCAUAAGAGAGGUCAUACAGGUGAGAAACGCCGAAAACCUCAUAAAUGUAAGGAGUGUGGGAAAGGCUUUCAUUCUAGCUCACAACUUAGAAAACAUCAAAGGAUUCACGUAGGUGAGAAACCGUAUAAAUGCACGGAGUGUGGGAAGGCCUUUCCAUCUACCUCACAACUUAAUUUACACCAGAGAAUCCAUACUGAUGAGAAAUACUAUGAAUGUAAGGAAUGCGGGAAAGCCUUUACCCGUCCCUCGCACCUUUUUCGACAUCAGAGAAUCCAUACUGGUGAGAAACCCCAUAAAUGCAAGGAAUGUGGGAAAGCUUUCCGUUACGACACACAACUUAGUCUUCAUCAGAUAAUUCACACUGGUGAGAGACGCUACGAGUGUAAGGAAUGUGGCAAGGUUUACAGCUGCGCCUCACAACUGAAUCUCCAUCAAAGAAUUCACACCGGUGAGAAACCUCAUAAAUGUAAGGAAUGUGGGAAAGCUUUCGUCUCCGAUUCACACCUUGUUCGCCAUCAGAGUGUCCAUACCGGGGAGAAGCCAUAUAAGUGUAAGGAAUGUGGGAAGGCCUUUCGCCGGGGCUCAGAACUUUCUCGACACCAGAGAGCUCACUCUGGGGAGAAACCCUAUAAAUGCAGGGAAUGUAAAAUGGCCUUUACUUGUAGCACAGAACUGAUUCGACAUCAAAAAGUUCACACGGGUGAGAGACCUCAUAAAUGUAAGGAAUGUGGGAAGGCUUUUAUUCGAAGGUCAGAGCUCACUCAUCAUGCGAGAAGUCAUACGGGCGAAAAGCCCUAUGAGUGUAAGGAGUGCGGGAAGGCCUUUGGUCGGGGCUCGGAACUGAAUCGACACCAGAAAACUCACUCGGGUAAGAAACCCUAUGAAUGUAAGGACUGUGGGAAGGCCUUCAUUCGUGGCUCACACCUCAGUCAACAUCAGAGAAUUCAUACCGGACAGAGGAGUGAAUGAAGAAAUGUACCCAGAAUGAAGGCCCAGAAUUUGGCACCUGAAAAUUCAUAUUAGUAAAUCAUAAAACCCCAUCUGAUUAUAAGGAAUGAUUAUAAGGAAGCAUUUAGAGAGAACUGUUUACUCAGUAUCAGAGUUCUUAUGUGGAUGUGAGGCCUUCUUUAUUUAGGGGCCAGAGUUUGACAUUUAUUACUGAUGAGAAACCACCUAAAUGUUAAGAAUUAGGAGGGGUUUGCAUUUCACAGUUUAUCAGACGUCAGAGUUCAACUGGUGAAAAAGUAGAAAACACUCCACGAAUAUAAGGGAAGUGGGAGGACUUAUUAUUAGGAAGAUAGUGAAUGUGUUAGAGACAUGAAUCGUUCAAACUUAACAUCAAGUCAUUAGCCCUCAGGGGAAAUCAGAGGAUUCAUAAGACAAAUACAUAUGUGGGACACCAAUUUGCUUCAGUUAACAAGUUAUUCAUCUGAUAAUUCGUACUAAAGGAAGGCUACAUUAAUGUUAAAAACGCAGAUUGUUCCAUUCCACUCAAUUCUUGUCAAGCAUUUGCAAGCUCAUUCUCUAAAAUUAACCUGAACUGAAUCAGAGUUGGAGAAGAUUUAACCAAUAUUUAGUGUUUUCUUGCCUUCAUCAUUAUAACUCAUUUUUAUAGGGCCACUUACUUAAUUUUCUCACUUAUAAGCUUAAUUUUCUCACUUAUAAGCUAGUAGUAUUAGCACCAUGUUUCUUAGUAGCAUUGUGUACAUAGUAUCCCUUAGAAUAGUGUCUGGCUCAUACUGAACGUUUAAAUAAGAGCUGCUUUAUUGUUACUUUUUUUCAUAAUUGUGUAUGUCAAGAUGAGAGGAAGGCCGCAUGUGUGCAGUGACUAUAUCAACACCUUACCUCAUCUCUUUGAGGGAUGUCAGCUCUUUCUGGAGAAAAAUUAAAAACUGAAGCUUUCAUUCACAUGUUGCCCCUUUCCCUGUCAGGGGGUUCAUCAUGUAAAGAACCCCAGCAGAAUGGAAGUGGGUUGCUGUGAGGUCAGGGGGAAGAUUUAGAUGAUUUUUUUUUUUUUUAAACCUUCCAAAAAACAGACAUGCCACAAUCUCUUACCUCUUUUCUGGAGAAUUAGGAAAUAAAGCCUUAGCCAAAAUCCAUUUCUCCACAGAGAAAUUUAAAAGAUGCCUAUCGUUUUAUAUUAAAAAGGAAAUCCAAGCAAAUUAUCAUUACUAAUGAAUGACAGAAACAACUUCAGUUGAAAUCUGUAGCAAGCAACCAGAGCAUGACUCUAGGAGAAUUUAACUUCAGUAUAUGUAGAAACGGACAAUUAAAAGCCAGGAUGCAUCCUCACUUCACUGUACUUGGUACACUACUUGGAACAGUUCCUCGUAGGUUCCCAGAGAAGAUUUGUUGAUCAGAGGAAUGAGAGAGUGACUGAACACGCAUUCAACUCUAGUAUGUUGAAGUACUCUAACAAAGUGGAGAGCCCCCCCCCGCAAAAAAAAAACACCUUGAAAACUUUUGAAAUGAAAAAGAUUGCAACCUGCAAAGAAAAAACUCAAGCUUCGUAAGUGAGAAAGGAUACGUAACUACAAAAAUGAAGAUCAAGAAAUAAGGUGGUGUCAAUAUGGUGGACACUUGGUUGCCUGGCCAUUGGUGUUCACCAUUCGCCCUUUGCCAGGCUUGCCUGCUACCCACCUAAGUCUACGUGCAGGAUGCUUGCCCUCCUAACGGCUUUGCAUAUGUGAAACAGCCCUGGCCACAGAAGAUCUAAGCAAAGCUCUGCACGUGAGCUUCAGUUAAAUUUUCUUUACUAACAAUGUAAAAGGAAAUCUUCCUACACACAGGAUGCACGCCUGUACGUCUGUGGGAUAACGUGGGUUGUGGCCAUUUUGAAGCCAGAGGAGGCAGAAGCUGAGGUUGGCACAAGCAAUAGAUGGGAAUUACCUGUGUCCUUGACAUUGUUGAGCUGAUGAAACAACUCAGAAUUGCCCUGUGCCUGGACUUGUGCUAAAUAAGAAAUUUUAUGCUUACCUAAGUUUAUAUUCACUUUAUAGAAUAUAUCUGAGUCCUGGAAAAUAAUAUUUUCAUAUUUCACAUUUUCAUAUUUCACAUUUAUUCAACUUUAGUAGGAUGAGAAAAUGUUCAUAUUCAGCUUUUUAUAGUAUAUAUGAAAUUAUGGAAAAAGCAUUUUCUUAAGUAUUUUCUUAAACAUAUAUGUGGAUAUAUAUGCACAACUUCGAUUUGGUAAGAUGUGGGAAAUGCUUGUUUACAUUCAGCAUUUUAUAAUGUAUGUUUAUAUUCAGUUUUUUAUAGUAUGUCUGAAAUCCAGGAAAAAUAUUUUUCUGAGCAUAGUUAAGAACCAAGAAGAAAGUGAUUAAAGAGCUACACUAUAUAAUUCCUCUUAUACUAGAGUAUCUUACAGAUAAAAUCUUCUAAGUCUUUAAGAUACAGAGUAUCAGCCAUGAGGCCAGCAGAACCCUUAUACCACAUUUGGAAAAGGACAGCUUCCAGGUCAAAUCAGCUAUAAAAAUAAUCCAUUGUACUCAUAAUGAAUAUUCCAAUUAAAAUAGCAAGUCAAAUCUAGCAGCCCUUUAGAAGAAAAUAGGGUUUUUUAAAUCCAGAAUAAAAUGGUUCAUUAUCUGACCUGUCAGAUUAUAAGAAAUGUGUAAGUGUAGCAUUGCACAUUGAAAACUAGACACUAAAAUAACUUACUGAAAGUAGUAAACUGUUACAGCGCAUGUGUGUUCAGGGGCUGUGAUGUCACUGUUCUGGUCCAUUUAAUCACACCUCAUGGUCUAGACAUUCAUAGCAUUUGGAAUAGUCACCAUCCAGUGGGUUCCAGCUUUGCCCCAUGCUUUAGAAUACAUACUUUAAGUAAGUUUAAUGUAAACAUGUAUUAUGUGAUUAAAUUGGCCAUAGCUAACUAUCAGUCAAUCCAUUGGAAGGAAGUUUAUAACAAAAAUUUGAGCAUUUUUUAAAAGAGGGAAGUGAUUACCAAAUUUUUUCUACACUGGUAUAUUUAUUCUUAAGUCUGUUCUUGAAAGUUGUACAUAGUAUUCUACGGGAACAUGUGCCCUUUAGAAGACUUGAAAAACUUUAAAAGCCAGGUAAAACUAGGUGUACUUGGUUUUGUUACAAUCUUUAACAUUUGUUGAAUUGUAAAUGUCAUAUAACAUGUUUUACCAGAAAUAAGAGGUGUACUGCAAAGGUUUAAACAGGAAGGAAAAAAGAAAAGAAAAGCAGUCCAUACUUAUUCCCUGAAGUGCCAGUGUCAAAACCCUCCCAUGCUUUUUCCAUAUUCUCAUCCCCACACCAGGGAUGUUUGUUGGUGAUCGGGUCCUGGUGGGGAGGGUGUAGCUCGAAUGGGGUUGUGCUGACAGGCUGAAGCACAGCCGCCUUUUCUCACUUGGUAACACUCCACGGCCUGCCUUCCCACUGGAACCUACAGACGUAACCAUUUAGCUUUCAUCACUGACCUAAGAGAGACAAACCAUUAUACAUGCAGUCCAUUCUACCAAUGAGAGUUAUUUUUACAAAUUGUACAAAACAAUUUUACUGUACAUGUUGGUGUUUCUGUAAAGUGGAUGGAUUCCUAACGGUUGGAUUCCCUGCCUUACAACAUAGCACAUUUAAAAUGUAAUAAUUAAUGUCCUAUUUUCUGAAACUCGCCAUUAACCUCUACAGGAUUUUAUGUCCAUUUGUAGCAGCUUCAACCAGGACUGAACUUUUGUUAAGUUGAGGGGUGGGGGGAAAUGUGCCUUCAAUUUGCAUUUUCCUAGCUGCCAGUGAGGGUGAGCAUCUUAUCUACCAUGCCUGAGAGUCAUUUAAAUUGUAUUUCUAUGACUUGCUUGUUUUUAUCCAUUCAUUUUAUAAUUGGAGUAGUUUUUGAAGCAAUUUGUAGAAACUUUAGGAAAUUGUUUUGUCAGGUCGUGGUUUGUUUUCUUAGUCUAGCAUGUAUUUCCUUUAUAUGACAAAAGGAGUCAAACUUUAUUGUGAAAGACCAGAUAAUAAGUACUUUAGGGUUUGUGGUCAUACUCUGCCUUCCUAAUGUGAAAACACGUAGUACAUAAACCAGGGGUCAUUUUGCCAUCCCUGCCCCCGGCCCCAGCAGACUGUCCAGAGACAUUUCCGGUUGUCACUAUAAAGGGAGGUGCUGCUGGCGUCGGGGAUGCUGCUAAACACCCUCCCCACACCCCGCUCCCUGCCCCACCUCCAGCAGAAUUAUCUGGUCCAGGAUGUCAGCAGUCCUGAGGUUGAGAAAUCCUGAUCUGUAAGCAAGUGGGCGUGGCUGUGUUCCAAUAAAACUGAUUCACAAAAACGA
Camelus dromedarius (Arabian camel) is the source of this 7285-nucleotide messenger RNA. RefSeq names its product zinc finger protein 568 (gene ZNF568). The record is from RefSeq and is a predicted model, not a curated record. The transcript has 6 exons. Gene Ontology annotation, cellular component: nucleus. Lineage: Eukaryota; Metazoa; Chordata; Mammalia; Artiodactyla; Camelidae. Gene Ontology annotation, molecular function: RNA polymerase II transcription regulatory region sequence-specific DNA binding; DNA-binding transcription repressor activity, RNA polymerase II-specific. The coding region runs from base 148 to 2988 and encodes 946 amino acids. Gene Ontology annotation, biological process: negative regulation of transcription by RNA polymerase II.